GGACGAUUGCAUGCUUUGUUGUGAUACCCGCUGCUCCAAACCGCGUCGUAAACAUUUCUAGAAACAGUUUUAUUGCUCCGGAAUCCAUUUUGUUUCAUUCCGUGUUGCGCUUAAUUAUCCGCUAAAAUGCAAGACGAAAUGGAAGGAACCCAUUCGGAGGAGUCGGGUGGUAACCAAAUACUCAAGGUUUGCACGCCGCUACGCGAACAGGACCGAUUUCUUCCCAUCGCGAACAUUACCAAGAUCAUGAAGAAGUCCGUCCCGUCCAAUGGGAAGAUUGCAAAGGAAGCACGCGAAUGCAUCCAGGAGUGUGUGUCCGAGUUCAUAUCGUUCAUCACAUCCGAGGCAAGCGAUCGGUGCCACAUGGAGAAGCGCAAGACCAUCAACGGGGAGGACAUUCUGUGUGCCAUGUAUGCGCUCGGUUUCGAGAACUAUGUCGAGCCGCUAAAACUUUACCUGAGCAAGUAUAAGGAUACCAUCCUGUCCGAGCGUCACCUUUCGGAGGAAACCCACGAUCCAGCAAUAAUGGGAGAAUCGAGUCGACACGUUACCGAUACCGUAACGGCUCAGGUACUUCCGACCGUCAUCGGCAAUACGGAGAUCAUCUAUCAAACUGAUGGUAACACGCUCUACUUCAAGAACGAACCGUACGAGCAGAUGUGAUGUUAAUGUUAGCCGUUACGUUCACAACGUAUUAUUUUAACCUAUCUUAAGAUGCUUCUUUAUUUCCAAUAAAUGGUCACGAUUCGCCCUUUGCAUUUUGUAAA
Anopheles stephensi (Asian malaria mosquito) is the source of this 767-nucleotide messenger RNA. It is a transcript of the gene Nf-YB, whose product is annotated as nuclear transcription factor Y subunit B-1. Gene Ontology annotation, molecular function: DNA-binding transcription activator activity, RNA polymerase II-specific; RNA polymerase II cis-regulatory region sequence-specific DNA binding; protein heterodimerization activity. The transcript has 4 exons. The record is from RefSeq and is a predicted model, not a curated record. Bases 127 to 663 code for a protein of 178 amino acids. Gene Ontology annotation, cellular component: CCAAT-binding factor complex; nucleus. Gene Ontology annotation, biological process: regulation of transcription by RNA polymerase II. NCBI's taxonomy places the organism in Eukaryota, Metazoa, Arthropoda, Insecta, Diptera, Culicidae.